Molecule: messenger RNA, 837 nt
Organism: Paramisgurnus dabryanus
Lineage: Eukaryota; Metazoa; Chordata; Actinopteri; Cypriniformes; Cobitidae
Gene: ncbp2
Product: nuclear cap binding protein subunit 2
Biological process (GO): mRNA cis splicing, via spliceosome
Cellular component (GO): nuclear cap binding complex
Molecular function (GO): RNA cap binding
Source: RefSeq, a predicted model, not a curated record
ACCAGUUUUCCAAACGCCGCAAUCAAAUGAAGAAGAAGGCGUCUUUCGGCUCGUGAUGUUUUGAGUAACAAUCCGUUUAUCUACGUUAUCCAUUUGCUUGUUUUUUAUUAUUUUAUCGCCAUGUCUGUGAAAUUAAACGCACUCUACAGCGAUUCGUAUGUUGAUAUAAGUCAAUACCGAGACCAGCAUUUCAAGGGUAACCGCUAUGAGCAAGAGAAGCUGUUAAAACAGAGCUCCACACUGUAUGUGGGCAAUCUGUCUUUCUACACGACAGAAGAGCAGGUACACGAGCUCUUCUCCAAGAGUGGAGAUGUGAAGAGGAUCAUCAUCGGCCUGGAUAAAGUCAAAAAGACCGCCUGUGGAUUCUGCUUUGUUGAAUAUUAUACACGUGCAGAUGCUGAGAAUGCCAUGAGAUUCGUUAAUGGUACCAGGCUGGAUGACCGGAUCAUCAGAACCGACUGGGACGCAGGCUUCAAGGAGGGUAGACAGUACGGCAGAGGAAAAUCUGGUGGACAAGUCAGAGAUGAAUACAGGCAGGACUAUGACCCUGCCAGAGGGGGUUAUGGGAAGGUUGUGCAGAAAUCUUGAAUCGUCUCUGUGCUCUGUCUUUGCCUUUUACAGGUCAGAGAUGAAUACAGGCAAGAUUAUGAUCCUGCCAGGGGCGGUUAUGGGAAGUUAGCUCAGCUUCAAAAGGCACCGGAGGGACUUCAGAAAUUUUAGUUUUUUGGGAUUUACAGAAUGGGAUCAUCUGGGAAGGCUGUUUAAAUGGUAAUGUAAAUAUUAAAGGAAGGUUUAGUUCUAGGAGCGUCCACUAUCUGAUCCGGUGUAGACUGACAG